UGGAUGACGGAGCUCAAUCACCCGGCGGAGACCCUGGGCAAGGAUUACCCAACUCGAAUGUGCCUGUUUGGUUGUUGGGGGCUGUUUUCUUUUCUUCUUCUUUUUUGCCCCUUCCUAUCGCUAUCGUGCAAAUCAUCCUUCUUCUUACAUGUACAGUACCAAGAGUACCCCCAGGCUUUCGACUUUCGAGGUGGCUAGCAGCAAGCACAGCGCAUUGCAUGUAGCAUAGAGUGGCAGCUAGUCCGGAUACAGCUAGACCUGACUGCUGUACCCAUGCCGCUGUUCCCUGCCACAGCACGCGAUGGGAAGGAACUUCGCGGCUUGACAGUGCUGGAAGCCCCUGCUAAGAUGAGCCUUGCCGCCCUAACACCUCCACUACGAAUUUUACUACGGCUAGCUGAAGGUUUGCUUGAGCGUGAUAAAAUUCGAGAGGGAGAAAACAAAAAUUUGACUUGGCCAAGUUGCAUCCCGUCCCAAGCUAAAGUACCGGAGAAUGGAAAUGCGCCUCGGGCCCUCCGAACUCAUCCGUAUUUCGUAUGUUUUGGUCUCGCGGGCAAGCUUUUGCCCUUCGGUACCAAUGAUUUUCUACAUCGAGUUGUUGAUGAACAAAGUGAAAUAAAUCAAAAAAGGAAAUCAUCAACGAAUAUCAAGCCCGGUUUGGGUAAACUGGUCGGGUGA
This is a messenger RNA of Pyricularia grisea, 678 nucleotides long. RefSeq lists its product as uncharacterized. The transcript has 2 exons. The coding region runs from base 274 to 678 and encodes 134 amino acids. The record is from RefSeq and is a predicted model, not a curated record. Lineage: Eukaryota; Fungi; Ascomycota; Sordariomycetes; Magnaporthales; Pyriculariaceae.